AUGCAAAGAAUUCUAUCAAGGACAAAUAAAUGGGCAUUCAUUCGAGCUCUAAGCGAUUCGGCAAAUAAACCAGUUGCUAAAAACGCGGACAAACCACGAUUCGCCAUUCGAAAUCUUGAUCCAACAGCUCCCGUGGAAAAAUUAUCGCUUUCAAGGGGUCUAGCGCUGAAUAAAUUCGAAAAAGAUUUUAUGAUUUAUCCGGAAUAUUUGGAUUCAGAUGAUGUUCGAAAUAUUGAAGGUUUCGUCGAUAUCCUACGAAAUUCACUAAAACUUGCAUGCGAUAGUGCAGAAAUCGAAAAAGCCGGCGAGUUGACGCCAGAAGUUCUCGAUGCCAUGAAAAGCAAUGCAAUUUUUGGAUUAUCAAUCGGCAAAGAUUUCAAUGGAGUUGGAAUGAAUAAUAAGGACGUUUCGAAGGUUUUUGAGGAGCUCAGCGUUGAUCUCAACGUGUUCACAACCGCUCAAAUCGCUCUAAUGGUCGCCAAAAUUCUAACAAUUUAUGGGUCCGAUGAGCAAAAAUCCAAAUUUCUUCCGCUUCUCGCUUCAUCGAAAUGCCGUCCGGCUAUCGCGUUCAGCAAAAAUAUUGGAGCAAAAUUAACGAUGGCAAGUGUGGGAAAAUCGAUGAUCACCGGCGAGAAUGUGAGAGUUGUCGGGCAACACAACGCGAAUUUCUUUCUCGUGUUCGCCGACUCGCCAAAUAAGAGCACAAGGCAAAUCGAGCAGACUUCGAAAGACUCCACGUUAGGAUUGAAGGCGGUGGAUGUGGGAAAAAUCACAUUCACCGCGUCGAUUACACCGGAAAAUGUUCUUGGAGAUGCUGGAAAUGGUCCGGAGGUUGGAAGUGAGCUAGUGUGCAGCGGUCGCAUCACAUUCGCCGCCGGCGUCGUCGGAAUCGCGCGUCGAGCGCUUCGAGACCUGUCGAUUUGGUGUAAUCGUGCGCCGAGUCGAAACACGUCGCGUGCGACGCUCGCCGACGAUUUCAGCGCUCAGCGAAUCGUGACGGACGCGGCGCUGAAAGUCUACGCGCUGGAAUCGGCGUUGUAUUAUAUCGCCGGAAUGGUUGAUGAGGGCUUGGCAGUGGUGAUUGACAUCGAAAACGCGCUUCUAUGUAUUCUUUCGAAGGAGGUGAUCCAAUCCAUCAUUUCGGUGCAGCUAGAGCUCAUCGGAAUGGCGGCCAGUGAGCAAGGAUCCCCGCAGGAGAAGCUCAUCCGAGAUGCCACUACUCUUUUAUCAGUGAUGGACGAUGGUGUUGAAGUCGAUCAAAUCGCAUUGGCCACAAUUUCCACAUGGGCGACAUCAUCGUCCCAUAAGCGGAUAACGAGCACGUUGAAGCGUUGGUUGACGAAUGAGAAGGAAGCUGAAGAGCUUCGAAAUCCGGGUUUGACGCAUUAUAUUGCCGAGCACGCUCAUCCGUCAUUGCAGCUUGCGUGCCAGGAGCUCGAAUUCUCAAUGUCUCGCAUCAAUGUGGUGAUUUCGAAACUUCUAAAAUCGCAAGGCAAAAAUGUUGAGCAGGAUUAUGGAACGCAUGAGGCAAUUGUGAAAGUCUUAAAGUGUAUGUUCAGUCUUAUUAGACAUAUGAACACCACAAAAAUCCAUUCCAGUAUCCUUGAAUGGUCGGGUCGGUUGCGUUCGCGACUCCGGGAAUUGCGCGAAGUCCGGCUGUUUGUAUGGCUUCAAUCGACGGCGUUCACUUUGUCGGCAACGGGUGAGAAUCUUCAUCACCUAGCGUAUAUGACGUACUGGCGUGGCCGUGACGUUCGUGUUUAUCGACAACGAAAAGUUCGCCAACUCUACCAUGGGAAGGUAGAUCAAGGGCUUAUUGAUUUGUCCAUGAAAUAUCCAUAA
This is a messenger RNA of Caenorhabditis bovis, 1842 nucleotides long. Lineage: Eukaryota; Metazoa; Nematoda; Chromadorea; Rhabditida; Rhabditidae. The record is from the annotation of a GenBank genome assembly.